Molecule: messenger RNA, 1853 nt
Organism: Aspergillus welwitschiae
Lineage: Eukaryota; Fungi; Ascomycota; Eurotiomycetes; Eurotiales; Aspergillaceae
Exons: 2
Coding region: 34-1764 (576 amino acids)
Biological process (GO): double-strand break repair via nonhomologous end joining
Cellular component (GO): nucleus; DNA ligase IV complex
Molecular function (GO): DNA end binding
Source: RefSeq, a predicted model, not a curated record
CCCAUCAAAACACCCGCAAGCGACACUCGAGAGAUGUCUGCGCGGUGGCAGAAACUGCACAUAUCAAAUCGUGCGCCUGUGCCACCUCUAUUUUAUAGAUACACCCUUUUCAGAGAUGGAUAUGAGUUGUACCUAACCGAUCUCACGUAUAUUUGGUCCGAGCGUCCCAACCGCCAGCAUAUUCUGGGAAGAGCCGUUGAAGAGGAUGCGACAAUUGACCCCAGCCAAGACAUAGAUCAGUUCAAUAUACUUCUGGAGAAAUUAGGGGAGGCCUUGCGCAAUGACCCGGGUACCAGCACUGUACUAAGGCGUGGACGGGAGAAUGAUACCCUACACCUGACCACUACAACAAGCCUACCGGCCCCACUUGAGCCUCUGAAGUGGAAUUUCUACAUGGCUAGAGAGAAACAGCGCUUUUCGACUACUCAACUGCUUAUCCCGCAUAUAAAGUCUGAGGCUGCCUGGGAGUUGCGCCAGCGGGAACUAAUCGAAGUUGUUAAACGGAAGGAUUGGCUGCUGUCAAAGCUACUCGAUAAGCUUGAAGCCGUCGGGCUUGAUCUCAGCACUAUCUUCCCUAGUAUCCCCGGACUCAGGGCCAACCACAAGGGCUCAACGCAGUCACAGGCCGCCAAGUAUAUUAGUGGAGCGAGACCUUUCGAUGAGGAUGCUUGGCUUGAGGAGAACAACGCGAUAACAUCUGAGACCGGAUUCGCAUCCACCAUUUUGGAAGAAACAGAAGAUUCUACCCUUGAUGAUAAUCUUCUGCUACUCGAAGAUCUCAGCGCGCCAUCAGAAGGAUGGUGGAGGAAGAUGUCCACCGUUAACAAUAACACCGAAGCCGUAGAUGCCAGGACCCCGGAGGACUCGACGAACAUGGACACUACGGACGGUGGUUUGGAGACUGAGGAUGACUUUGACGAUAACGAUGACGAUGAUUUUGAGCGACAAGAGACCCCUCCGAGACUCAGACCUCAGCCGAACCACCAAACUCCCCCUUCAGGGCUAGGCGAGGACACAGCAACAGAAAGUGAAGAUGACCUUGAAGAUCGAAAUGGGGGACCAAGUACAGCGAAGUCUCCGGCAUCACGAAACAAUUCCAGGGGCCUUGGAACGAUCGGAGGCAUCAGAAAACAGCCCCCACAACCAGAAUCGCCUCAAACAUCACCAGCAUUAGCAGAUGUCGACGCAGCGAUACCAAGACGCAAGGCCCCCGCAACCCAAGCAGACAGCGACCAAACAGCCGACGAGACAGACGACGACCACGACGACAAUCAUCCCUCUCCAUCACCCUCACCGCCGCCCUCAAACCGUCAAACAAAGCCCCGCAAAAUAGGUAUGAUAGGUGGCAAGAAAGCCGAAAAACAAGCCUCCCCACCAGCAUCACCAAAUCCCGAAUCAUCCAGUAAACUCCAGUCAAAACCCCGGGGGAUCGGCGUCAUAGGUGGUAAGGGCAAAGCAAGGCAAGCCUCCCCACCAUCAUCGCCGCCACCAGAAGCCGAAUCAUCGACCAAAGCCCAGACGAAGUCCCACAGUCUAGGAGUGAUAGGCGGCCGAAAGGGAGAAAAGCAAGCCACGUCGUCGCCAGCAGCUACAGCAACGCAGUCCUCAGGGCCACCAUCCCCUGCACCAGCUCUGGACGAACAACCCGCAGAGCCGGAGAAGGAAGAAACAGAGGAAGAAAAAGCGGACAGGAAGCGGGAAGAGCUGAAGAGACAGCUUGAAGCUAAGAGCAAGGCGCCUGCUAAGAAGAAGCGGAAGUUUUAAGCUACUUUUCUGCUGGAGCUAUCUGUUUAUAUCCUACCUGAGGGCGGAUAGGCACGUGGUUGUCUGCUCGGGGGGAUUUACCACAGCAG